UUGGCAAGUCCUCCACAUUCGUGAUUAUGGUCGUUCGUGCUCACUCAUCAGCGGCUGGCGCGCUCGCAUUGCUCUCGGAACCGGACAUAGUGUUCAAGCAGCAUGCUCUGAAGGCUUUAAACCAGCUUGUUCCUCAGUUUUGGGCGGAAAUUUCAGAACACAUUGCCCUCAUCGAGAGCUUGUACGAGUUUGAAGAGCUCCCAAAGGAAGUCCGUGACAUCGCUGCUCUGCUUGCAAGCAAGGUGUACUACUACCUCGGCGAGUACGACGAGGCGUUAUCGUUUGCCCUCGAUGCAGGCAACGCGUUUCAGGCAGAGACUCGAACAUAUGACGCAAAGGAGUAUGUGGAAACUGUUGUUUAUACAUUCACUUGUGCUCGAACUGAGGUUUCUUCCGGUUCGAAGAUUGAGGCUCGAUUGCAGUUCAUUAUAGAAACCAUAUUCCAGCGGUGCAUAGAUGAAGGGGAGUACAAACAGGCCAUUGGCAUUGCUUUGGAAUCCCGUCGGCUCGACAUAAUUUCCCAAAUUUACAACCUCACCGGCGAUGUUUCCCUCUUAUCUUAUGCCAUGGGAAUUGUUCUUGAUACGGGUUUCUCCCUCUCCUAUCGUGAUCAAGUUCUUAAUUUCUUGUCGCCACUGUUCCCGCUACCAUCGCAAGCCAAUUCUACACACAUGCUUGCGCUUGCACGGCUUCACGUGACGUUGAACAACCCUUCUAUAACGGUCUCCCUACUGUCUUCACUGGUUCCAAAGGAGAAGCUCGUUGCCUAUCAAUUCGCAUUCGAUUUGGUAGAAGGUGGGGCAAGAGAUUUCUUGGAAGGGGUGCGGAAGGACCUUCCCCAAGGUAAAGAUGAAACCAAGGAAAUCCUUGAAAACCUCCGCAACAUAUUAGGAGGGGAAGAAACUGUGAAACUCUACCUAGAGUUCUUGAAACGGAACAACAAAGUGGACAUGCUCAUCUUAAAGCAUAGUAAAGAUGUACUGGAACCUCGGUCCUCCAUAUACCACACAGCACUUACACUGCAAAAUGCAUUCAUGCAUGCAGGAACAACAUCCGAUAUAUUCCUCAGGGAACAUCUAGAGUGGCUAGGAAUGGCUACAAAUUGGGCCAAGUUCUCCACUACCGCAGCACUUGGUGUCAUCCACAAGGGGUACUUCCAACAAGGGAUGACCAUUCUAGGUCCUUACCUUCCUCAAACUGGCACCGAAAGUCAGAUACAGGGUGCAAUGUAUUCGGAAGGUGGAGCAUUGUACGCUUUGGGUAUGAUCAAUGCUUAUGGAGGCGGCCAAACCGUGGAUUAUCUCCGGGAAGCUCUGCGAAGCUCUCAGAACGAAGUUGUUCAACACGGUGCCGCCCUCGGACUUGGCAUUGCUGGGAUGGGUAGUCGGAACACUGAUGCUUAUGAUGAUUUGCGGGAGACUCUUUUUUCGGAUUCUGCUGUUGCUGGAGAGGCCGCUGGUUAUGCCAUGGGCUUGAUCAUGCUCGGUUCUGCCAGCCAGGCGCGUGCGGAGGAAAUGAUCACUUAUGCGCGUGAAACUCAGCAUGAGAAGAUUAUUCGGGGCGUGGCGAUGGGAUUGUCGUUUGUGUUUUAUGGACGGCAGGAAGAAGCUGAUGACACCAUCCGGCUACUAUUAGCCGAAAAGGAUCCGAUCUUGCGCUACGGAGGUGUUUACACCUUAGCUCUUGCAUACGCAGGAACUUCAAAUAAUGAUGCAGUGCGACGCUUGUUGCAUAUUGCAGUAUCGGACACAUCUGAUGAUGUGCGGAGGGCUGCCGUGAUUUCGCUGGCAUUUUUACUAUUUAAAAAUCCCGGCCAAGUUCCUCGAAUUGUGCAACUCCUGAGCGAAAGUUACAAUCCGCACGUGAGAUGUGGUGCCACAUUAGCUCUAGGUAUUGCAUGUGCAGGUACCGGUAUGCAGGAUGCCGUUCAGAUUCUGGAACCAAUGACUAAGGACGGCGUGGACUUCGUCCGUCAGGGAGCUUUUAUUGCUCUCGGCAUGAUCCUUGUCCAACAGUCUGAGUCGACUCCUUCUAUGGCAUCGACUCGCGCCCUCUACGCGAAGGUGAUAUCCGAUAAGCAUGAGGACCCGAUGGCACGUUUUGGUGCUGCCCUUGGUCAAGGUCUUAUUGAUGCGGGGGGGCGCAAUGUUACCAUUAGCCUUCAAAGCCGUGCAGGUACCCGCAAUACAAGUGCUAUUGUGGGGAUGACACUAUUCUGUCAAUUCUGGUAUUGGUACCCAUUGGCUCACUGCGCGUGCCUUGCCUUUGAGCCAACUGCUAUCAUCGGCCUCAACGAGGACUUGAAGGUGCCUAAAUUUGAAUUUGUGUCGAAUGCGCGACCGAGUUUGUUUGCCUAUCCUGCGCCAGCAACACCACCUAAGAAGGAGACGGCCGCUAAGAUGGUCACUGCCGUGCUUUCUACCACUGCGAAGGUGAAGGCAAGAGAGAAAAAGAAGGCUGCCGCCGACCAGGAGAGUAUGGACACAGACGAGAAGGUGGAAGUCAGGAAGGACACAGACGUAGAAAUGAAGACCGAAGAGGCCCCCUCGUCGUCAAGACGGAAGUCUGAACCUGCCUCUGAAAAACUGGCCAAUUUUUCUCGUGUUACCCCUAUUCAGCUGGGCUACGUCAGCUUCCCAUCUGAUGGUCGAUACCAGCCCGUCCGCCCGGUAACGUCCAACACACUAAUUCCCAAGGGUACCAAGGGAGCAUCCUCUCAGCCCACUAAAAAAGGGCUGGUAUCAGAACGGUACGCUGGUGGGGGCGGCAUCUUAAUCUUGGUUGAUGAGCGUCCAAUCGAGGAAGCCGAGUUCAUCGAGCUCCAACCCCCGGCUCCACCGGGCGGCGGUCCCACCGGAGGUGCUGUGCCAAACGGCCAUGCGGACGUCGCAGACCGUCAGUUGCACAUCGACCUGAGUUCAAACACAGAGGCGGACCCGCCUGAGCCCUUCGAGUAUCCAUUUGAUAGCUGAAGUAUUACCUCGGGAGUCGUAUUACAGUAAACGAACGCCCCUCAGACUGUUGUAGUUUUGACAAUUUUUGUGUGGAACUUGCCACUGAGAGAGUGCACGUGACUUGCUGUGACCUUGCGUAUGCGCGAUCUCUGAAAAGACGCGAGUGGCCGGU
This is a messenger RNA of Pisolithus orientalis, 3126 nucleotides long. Its product is annotated as 26S proteasome regulatory complex non-ATPase subcomplex Rpn2 Psmd1 subunit. The coding region runs from base 27 to 2972 and encodes 981 amino acids. The transcript is spliced from 11 exons. Gene Ontology annotation, cellular component: proteasome regulatory particle, base subcomplex; nucleus; proteasome storage granule. Gene Ontology annotation, biological process: regulation of protein catabolic process; proteasome-mediated ubiquitin-dependent protein catabolic process. The record is from RefSeq and is a predicted model, not a curated record. Gene Ontology annotation, molecular function: enzyme regulator activity. NCBI's taxonomy places the organism in Eukaryota, Fungi, Basidiomycota, Agaricomycetes, Boletales, Pisolithaceae.